UGGGGAUGAGCACGAGUCUGCGUGCGUCACCGCGUUGCGCAAUAGAAACCGUGCGCACUGGAUGAAAACCCCGGACUGUAAAGUGGGAAUCGUUUAUUUUUGUCUUCCAAGCGUCGCUGGAUCCAAACAAUAACUUCAGGGGGAAGUUAUCCUGCGCUUCUGGCUUUGGUUUGGUGCGCCCUGGAUGUUGCGCCACGCCGCACAGACCUGUGUCUGCCAGCUGGCGCGUGACUGAUACUUUACAUUGAGCUUCACCGUCUCCAGCGACCAGAGCCCGAGCUGGUGUGUUACACGUCUUCAACAUGCGCUCGCUCGUCGUUGUCGCCAGAUGAGAACUGGUUUUGCGUCGCGCCAUGUCCUUCUGUGGGACUGAGGUGGACCAUGAAGUUAUGGGACAGUCUGACCACUUGUUUGAUUCUGCUGAGCGCCGUGCACGCCAGCCCGCUGCUCCGGGACCGGCGCCAGUCAGCGUCCUCCAAGAGGAGAGGGCGCGCCGCCGCCGCCUCCUCCGCCUCCUCGGAGAGUCCCCUGGAGCUCCCGCCGGUUCAGAUCCGCCUGUCGGUCUCUUCCGCGGGCAUCAGCCGCUCUGAGGCGGACACGGCGGACUGGAGGGACACGCUGGCUGCUGGAGAGAAAUACACCAUGGAGGAGCCCCUUCCCGGUGACUUUGAAGAUUUGGUGGAAUUUAUCAAAGUGACCAUCGGUAGAAGACGUCGCUCCUCCACCUCCACCGUGUCCUCAUCUACCUCUUCUUUCUCCACCACCUCCUCCCCCUCCAAAGAAAACUUGAGCGGCAGCACUCGGUACAGAAGGGAGCGAAAGAAAGGGGCGAGCCAGCAGCAAGGUAAAGGAGGAAGAGGAGGAGCUAGAGGCGGAGAGACAGGCCGGAAGGUUAGAGUAGGAGGCGGCAGAGGACAGGGCUGUGUGCUAAAACAGAUCCACCUCAACGUGUCGGACCUGGGUCUGGGCUACCGCUCCGGCGAGGAAAUGAUAUUCAGGUACUGCUCGGGACCCUGCAGGAAGUCCGAGACCAACUACGACAAAAUCCUCUACAACCUCGCUCACAACAGACGGUUUCCUCCCAAGGACACGCCCCCUCAGACUUGUUGUCGGCCAAUAUCGUUUGACGAUGAUCUCUCGUUUCUGGACGACAACCUUGUGUACCACACGAUGAAGAAGCACUCUGCCAGGAGAUGUGGUUGUGUGUAGGGACCAAGAACCGGUGUGAGGCUUUGUGUCAUUUUACAUUCUCUACCACUUUGAAGUUUGAAGUGAUUUUUUUCUCCUAAGACGUUUCACAUUGUGAGGACGUGUGAACCAUGACCCGAGUUCAUCAGUAACUGAGGAGAGGUGGUGGCCUCACUUCAGUUUCUAUUCCAAAGCAACGACUCUUAUUGAUCCACGUCUUCUCCACCUCAGCCACUUCACAAUAUCCACAACUUCUUCUGCAGUGUAACCUCUCAGAUCACAAAUGUGUUUCAAACUCAACCUCAAAGACUGAAACCCAUCAAACACAAUGGAUGAUACAGCAGACUCAAUCCGUCUACUACUGUAUAGCACGUACAGUUACAUGGACACACGUUAUGAAAAGUAUUUAUGAAAUGUUGAAUGUAUUAAUUUAUUGAUAUUUAUUUUGUUUUUAUAAAAGGAAUAAAUGUUAUUUAUUACU
Molecule: messenger RNA, 1669 nt
Organism: Hippoglossus stenolepis (Pacific halibut)
Lineage: Eukaryota; Metazoa; Chordata; Actinopteri; Pleuronectiformes; Pleuronectidae
Gene: gdnfb
Product: glial cell derived neurotrophic factor b
Exons: 2
Coding region: 382-1209 (275 amino acids)
Biological process (GO): peripheral nervous system development; positive regulation of branching involved in ureteric bud morphogenesis; negative regulation of neuron apoptotic process
Molecular function (GO): receptor tyrosine kinase binding; growth factor activity; glial cell-derived neurotrophic factor receptor binding
Source: RefSeq, a predicted model, not a curated record